Molecule: messenger RNA, 877 nt
Organism: Suhomyces tanzawaensis NRRL Y-17324
Lineage: Eukaryota; Fungi; Ascomycota; Pichiomycetes; Serinales; Debaryomycetaceae
Exons: 1
Coding region: 142-414 (90 amino acids)
Source: RefSeq, a predicted model, not a curated record
GUUUGCUAGUGGCGGAAACUGGCGGGGCACAAGUGGGAACAGCGUUAUUAUAUAGCCCAGGAGGCUUCUGAUCUUGGAUUUGCACUGGUUGCAUCACGCAGCCAUCGCAGCUCGCCAGGUACAUAUCUCCACCCCUCCUGCAUGACGCGGACCAAUCACACGAGUCUUAUUGCUAAGCAGUCCUGCCAGCGUCGCCUGGCGUGCCACGGGCCUCUUCUACAUUCUAGUACUCUCAUCCAGAACAUGUCCGCGAUCGCUCACACGCCUAUUGCCAACCCCACCGCGAAAAGGCUCGACGGGGCUUUAUCGGGGCUUUUCAGAUGGUCACGAUCGCCUCGCAAGUUUAAUUGCUCACUGCCCACAAUGAAGCCCACCCGGGGCAGUGGCCAGGUAGGCUCAGGACCAGCAAGGUAGCUUGGCUCACGAGACGGCCCGGCAUUUCCAGGUGGUGCCAAUCACUUGCCGGUGCCGAUCGGUGUAUGGCUGGAUAUACCGGUGUAAUGAUGCCGAUCUCGUGCCAACGGUUCUAACCGAGCCGGGGAUAUCGGCAUAUGCACGUCAUCUCGUAAAUAUGAUUGUCGAAACUGCGAGCGUGAGUUAUCGAGAUUGUGAGUGCAUUGACAAGUAUGCGCCGAUUGCAUGCAUCAUUCGAUGCAAUGAACACCUCUGUGGUGCUGUCUAGGCUGGCACUGUGAUGGCAUCAACGAGAUCGUCAGACGUGUAUCCUUAUCGUUUCACCACUGCGGCUCGUGAUGGUGCGGGGGAGUUUCUGGGCACUGAAAUUUCUUAGCAUUCGGCAAAAAAAAUCUCCUGGGGGUGAGUCGAACACCCGAUCUCAAGAUUACUUUGAGUUAACAUUACAGUCUCGCGCCUUAGC